UAUUUUGUUUGGUUUUUCCGAGUGAGGAGCACGUUCAAUGCUUCGCAGUUUAGGAACUUGAGUAUUUCUUGCAUUUCGGUUUUGGAUUUACGUUGGUAAUUUCUUAUAAUGUUGCAUUCUUUAUAAAGGUUAGUUGCGGAAGUGAAUGGAGUAAGGCAAUUGGAAAACGUGUAAUAUAACUGCCGUUGAAAUUGUAUGUAUCGUGUGCGUGUGUGUGCAAAAUUGCAAUGCUUAUCGAAUUAGCUUGAUUUUCCAACAACAUAACUGGAAAAAUUAAAAUCAACUGUAGCUUAUGUAUGCAUCAAUGAUUGCAUGGAUAUACGGAUAUUUCUUCUAUGUACAAGAGACAAAGUGAUACGAAGAUGACGCAGACCGGCAGCACAGAGUUUAACAAGACGACAACUGCCGCUGCGGCUGCCGCCACUUGCUGCUCCUCAGAUGUGCUGCUUAACAACUUCCAGCUGAAAAAGAAGAGCUACCGCGUGCUGCUCCAUGGUCAGAGGUUGGUUUGGGAGCGCAUGCAGCGCCAGUCAAAGGAGAAACAGUCGCGCCAGAACGAGCCGCAAAAGAGACCGCUUCCCGAGGAUUCUGUAUACGAGCAACAACUGGCUGGCGAUGGCACUUGCAGCUAUGGCCCGCACAGCCACAUUCUGCACUUAGAUGACAUCAUUAGCGUAUGUUCUGGCGACACCAAACACGAAAGCCGACAGCCCCCUUCUAACCAAAAUAUGCAUCAUGGCGAUGGGGAUAUGAAGCCCACAGCACAAUUUUUGACAGUCAAUUAUGCAGAACGUCUGAGCAAAUCGAAAUCGGACUGCAAUCGCUGGCAGCUACGACGCAUCACCUUUUAUAAUGCAGAUGCGUACAUAGUGCGUCAAUGGCAUUUGCAGCUACAGGCACGCUUAAAGUCCUCGCCCGUUGGAGGGCAGCGUGUGCAACGCCUGCUGGUUUUCAUCAAUCCAUUUGGGGGGCGCAAGGCAGGCACACAAACCUACGAGCGUUUAGUACGACCGCUUUUUCAGCUGGCCGGCAUCGAUGUCACCUGCAUAACCACCCAGCGUGCCAAUCAAAUCCGCGAUAUACUGCUCACUCACGAUCUUAGCUGCUAUGAUGCCGUAUGCUGUGUGGGCGGUGAUGGUACAGUGGCCGAGGUCAUAAAUGGUCUUGUGUUUCGGCGCAUGCGAGAAUUGGGCUUGGAUGAGCAGAGACCAGCCUAUAUACCACGUCCCAGCCUGCCUGUGGCUGUGAUACCAGCGGGCAGCACUGAUACUAUUGUCUAUAGCAUGCACGGCACGGCUGAUGUACGGACUGCGGCCAUUCACGUGCUGCUCGGCCAGAGGCGCGGCCUCGACGUCUGCAGUGUGAGCAAUAAACGCACCCUUCUGAGGUUCUGUGCCAGUGUGCUGAGCUAUGGGUAUCUGGGCGAUGUAGCCGCCGAGAGCGAACAAUACCGCUGGAUGGGAACACGGCGCUACGAGUAUAGCGGCAUCAAGGCGUUUAUUAACAAUCGUGGCUAUGACGCGGAGCUGCAACUGCUCGAGGAGCCCACAGAGCCGGAAACGCCACAGAGCCCGGUCAGUGUUCACGCUGACUCUGCCUCCGUGUGUUAUGCAAAUUGCCAGCGCUGCAGCAUAGCUAGUUCCCUACAGGAGCAACGCCCUGCGUUGUUUGCCACUGAUAUAGAAAGAAGGGAAGAGCGACAACUACACCCAGAUCAGCACGAGCAGCUGCACCCACAGCAGGAAUCACAGAUAAAUCUGCCUGUCGGUGUGUCCGUUAUGUCAAAUUGUGAACUGCAGCUAAACACAAGCGAAACGGCAUUGUUGCGCCCGCGACCGAUACGUCCGGUCAAUCUACCGUUGCAGCCCGGCGGCUCGUAUGGCUCCAACCUAAACCUGCCGGGCGACCUGCAGUGGAAGAUUAUUCGUGGAAAUUUCUUUAUGAUUUGCGGCGCCAACAUCACAUGUGCCUGUGCCCGCAGCCCCAAUGGCAUCUCGCGCUAUAGUCAUCUAGGCGAUGGCUGCCUUGAUCUGAUCCUAGUACGGAAAACUUCGUUGCUCAACAAUGUGCGGUUUUUGUUAAAUACUGCAGGCCGAGCAGGCGAUAUUCGCAACCUACCUUUUGUGGAAGUCUACCGGACUCGUAAGUUCAUUUUUCGUACAUUGACAGCGGUCACAACGGAGGAAAACCUUAGUAUUGCCGGUUCACGCUCACCAAUUGCCCAAAGCGGCAAUGACACGGUCAGUUCGGAGUUUUCUAGCUGGAAUUGUGAUGGAGAGGUUGUCACCGAUCUAGAUAUAACAAUGAGCUCCCAUUGCCAGCUUAUAGAUGUUUUUAUGCGUGGUCCACAUUCCUAUAGUAAGCCUCAAAAGGCAGGCGUAAGCGCGCCCACAACCCCCGCCAGCUCAAGCGAUAAUGUGUAUUGUUGUUGCAAGGAUUAGUAAUUUAUAGGCAAAGCUUUAAUUUAGUAAGAUACUAAAAAUUGGCCGUGACACUAGCAUGUAAUGUAGACUAUUUUACUAUUGCAUAAUCGAGAAAUUUUUAUAUAUUAUGUAUGUUAAAUGUUUUUAGUAGUUAGCGAACUGUACUCU
Molecule: messenger RNA, 2591 nt
Organism: Drosophila virilis
Lineage: Eukaryota; Metazoa; Arthropoda; Insecta; Diptera; Drosophilidae
Gene: Cerk
Product: Ceramide kinase
Biological process (GO): ceramide metabolic process; phosphorylation
Molecular function (GO): ceramide kinase activity
Source: RefSeq, a predicted model, not a curated record